AUGGCAACCAAUGAGCAAACAAUGCCAGACUCAAAUCCAGAAUCAGCUUAUGAUUAUUAUGUUAGAAAAAUCCCUACAUCUUUUCGUGAGCCCGGAACAGCACCGCUCAGAAAACUUAGUGUUGAUCUUAUCAAGACUUACAAGCAUAUCAAUGAGGUCUACUACUCACAAAAGAAACGAAGAGCAGAAAAGGAAAGAACAGAAGAGGGCCGGACUAAAAAGGAACGCAGACUGUAUAACGAUGGAUAUGAUGAUGAGAACUUUGAUUAUGUUAUACGACAUGGCGAAAAAUUUCUCGAUAGAUAUGAAAUUGAUACACUAAUAGGAAAAGGGUCGUUUGGACAGGUUGUCAAAGCGUAUGAUUAUCAAGAGAAAGAAGAUGUAGCAAUUAAAAUUAUAAAAAACAAGAAACCAUUUUUGAAUCAAGCUCAGAUAGAAGUACAACUAUUAGAACUUAUGAACAGCCAUGAUCCUGAUUCAAAAUUUUAUAUUGUGCGACUGAAGAACCAGUUUAUGUGGCGGAAUCAUCUAUGCUUAGUUUUUGAAUUACUCUCCUAUAACCUGUACGAUCUUUUGCGGAAUACGAACUUUCGUGGAGUAUCACUUAACCUUACUAGAAAAUUCGCUCAGCAGCUCUGCACGGCCCUCUGUUUCCUUUCGGCGCCAGAACUGCAAAUUAUCCACUGUGAUUUAAAACCGGAAAAUGUACUUUUAUGCAACCCAAAAAGAAGCGCUAUCAAGAUAGUAGAUUUUGGGAGUUCCUGUCAGCUUGGUCAUACGUUAUAUCAAUACAUACAGAGUCGAUUUUAUCGCUCCCCUGAAGUUCUCCUUGGUCUUCCCUACGACAUGGCAAUAGACAUGUGGUCUCUUGGCUGCAUCCUCGUUGAAAUGCAUACAGGCGAGGCUUUAUUCAAUGGCUCGAAUGAGGUAGAUCAAGUGAAUAAAAUAGUCGAAGUACUGGGCCUGCCACCGGCCUACCUUUUGGACAAGGCACCAAAAGCUCGGCGAUAUUUUGAAAAGAUAUCAGAUGGCUCUUAUAUCGUCCGCAAGUAUAAAGAUAAUCGAAAGCAAUAUGUCCCACCUGGUACCAGGCAGUUACACGAUAUACUGGGCUGUGAAAAAGGCGGACCACAGGGACGGAGGAAAAAUGAAAGUGGACAUACGUUGCAGGAUUACUUGAAAUUCAAAGACCUUGUCCUCAGAAUGUUAGACUAUGAUCCAAAAACUCGUAUUACGCCAUUCCAGGCUUUACAGCAUUCAUUUUUCAAAAGGACUACAGAUGAAAGUACCAAUACUACUUCAUCAACGUCGCCUGGGGUUACCCAGUUGGGGGGAUCCAGUCGUGUUCCUGCAACGUCAUCUGGGGCUCACAGUUCAACGACUGUUUCCCGCCCAUCAUCGGAUCCGACGACGGGUGCAGUUAGAAACAGUAUCAGUAUGGACUGCGAUAGCCCGCGGCAAAAAAAGACGACGGAUAAUCCGCGGCUUCUUAAGCAGGACAGUAAGUUAAAACAAGUUAAUGUUGCUAGUUCGAAUGAAUACUUGAGUAGGACUAAUAAGUCGCAGCAAGAUCUUGAAAGGACAUCAAAGAACUCAACGAGAAAAGAAUUCGGAUACCACUCGAGUACCAACACGUUUCCAGGCGUUGAAGGAGGCUACUCGACUUACAGUGGACUACAUAAUCCAAUAGGAUAUUCAAGUGAGCCCUACGGUAACUAUCCAAUGUCGUGCGGAAACGCGGUUAAUUCAUACAGCGGAUUUAUCGAUGGUCCUUCAAUUUCAUCGUACAUUGGCGCCCAGCAAAUAGACCCAAAUAUUGCUAAGCUCGCUAGUAUGACGCAGCACGGCAUGAUGAACGCCGAACGGACGGACGAAUCUAGGGUUAUAAGCGUAUGCGUUCCUGAUGAGCAACGUAUCGGCCACUAGGUAAACGUGUUCGCGUAAUUGAUUCGGUUCAAAGUUGAAGAAUUGGUUUGGAUGGAAAUGCGCUAAAACUGCGAUCCGCCAGGGCAAAUGAUUGUUGUUGUCUAUAGGUUGCUGCAGGAUCCUAUAAAUGGUGUGUCGAGGAAAAGUCAAGAAGACAUUAGCUUCAGGCGCUAUUUGAGAUCUUUGUAACGCUUCAAGUCGGAACCGUUGCUCGGAACAAGUGAGGGACACCCGCGUGUGGCCGAUUUGUGUACUCACGACCCGUCAUGUACACUGGCAAGUGCAAAAGGCCCGCAGAUCCCGCAGCGCCACGUAAAUUUUUUGGUAGUGAGACAAACUUUAAUUGGUCUAGGUGCUAAAGGCAAGGCCAAUUUCUUUGAUUUGAUGGCAGUUGGGAGAAUAUAAAGAUGAAAAAGAAUUAUUGUCGACUUAGUUUCGUACGUAACAACUACCUACUAAUGUCUUUCUUAGUUAAUCAUAACACCGGUGACACGAGUAAACAAAAUACUUUUGUUUAAGCCCUGAUUUCUCUCUUUUUCAAGCAUUUUGUUUGGGGUGUGUGUUCUUCUAACUUUCUAACGAUUUCCGAAGGGCAAUUUUGUUGUUUUUUUGCAAUACUGUUAAAAUGACAUCUUCGACGAUGUCUGGCCGGGGGCCUUAACGAAAGCUGAUUGCAAUCUUAAAAGUUGUCACAUCCCUUGCAUUCUGUUUGUCACUAAAAAAGAAGCUGCUGAACAACCCCCUCCCCCAUCUCCCCUCCCCCCUCCUCUGAUGUGAUUGCUUACUUUCCCAGGAAUAGAAUAUUGAUUUCCAUAAAGAACAUGUAUUCAUGAAGAUCCAUGAAGAACUUUUAAGCCGCGAAACUCUUUGCCACUCGAUAUUCUUUUGUUUUUAAUACGCAGCUUCUCUCAAAUUAAUAAUUAUCUGUGCUCUUAUUUUUACAAGUAUCUUUUUCUUGCAAGAUUCUUUUAAAGUAUGAUCAUCUUCCGUUUUCUUGUCUUGGUUAUUUAAUAGCAGUUAUCUCCGCGUUUUAGUAUGUUUUUAUACGGAGCCAAUAAUUCAGAAUAUUUGUUUCCAAACCCUCAGUGGCUAUCUUAGGAUUUAAAUUGUUGAAAAUAAGUUGUAAAUGAAAAACCUAGAUGCAUUGUUCGAGACUGCUAAGAAAAACUGAUAGUGAUUUUUCUUUCUACGCAACAAAUUAUGAGAAUUUUUCUUCGUCUACACAGUAGGAACCUUCACAUGCGAUGUGGCUUUUAUGAUAUUUCAAAUAUGCCUUGGUCUCAACGUCUUCCGCAAUGUUACCUCCAACCCCGACCUUCCUCACACCCCCCUCCCUCUCCGCGCCAAUGCCCAUCCUACCCAACAGGUUUAACCCUAGCUAACUCCCAUACUCUACCAUUCUUUUUUCUGUUUAUAUAUAUUUCCUUUCUCAAACUUACUCUCGCCUCUGCGUCUAUAUUUUACCAAGAUAGAAUAAGAGAACUUAUUUUAUCUUUAUUAUACUAAUACCCUCCCUACUGGAUUCCGACAUUUUUCGCUCCACUGAUUCGUAAGGCAAUACCAAUUCAACAUGAUUCGAUAGUUUUAAGUCUCUCCUUACCUUGUUAAAAGCACAAUUUUGUGGUCAAAAAUUGAGCUUAACCGUCAACUUUGUUGCCAAUCUGUGUAUUGACUUGAACUAAAAUGUUUCCUUAUUUUACCUUUACAACCCACCAUCUUGGCAAAAUUUAGGUUAACUUAACCAAACCAAACCUUAUAUGAAAUCAAAACCUUUUCCCUAGUUGCUAAAUUUAUCAGCUGUUUUGUUCCCGCGGAAGCUCAACUGACUCGCAAUGUUUUGUGGGAUACACUCAGAAUAAUGACGUCACCUCUAACAGGCUUAAGAAAUAGCCCCUGCUAAGAAUACAUCGUUUUUAUAGAUUUUCUGUAUGUAGAUCGUGCUUUUAAGGAUAUAAAUUUUAAUUGACUUUCUUUUAUAGGAAUGUUUGAUGUUGUUACAAAAAUUGAACUUAUUGGAACGA
Messenger RNA from Rhopilema esculentum, 3947 nucleotides. RefSeq names its product dual specificity tyrosine-phosphorylation-regulated kinase 1A. The record is from RefSeq and is a predicted model, not a curated record. Gene Ontology annotation, molecular function: protein serine/threonine/tyrosine kinase activity; protein serine/threonine kinase activity; ATP binding. Gene Ontology annotation, biological process: peptidyl-serine phosphorylation; peptidyl-threonine phosphorylation; protein autophosphorylation. NCBI's taxonomy places the organism in Eukaryota, Metazoa, Cnidaria, Scyphozoa, Rhizostomeae, Rhizostomatidae.